Messenger RNA from Peromyscus maniculatus bairdii (prairie deer mouse), 491 nucleotides. The record is from RefSeq and is a predicted model, not a curated record. NCBI's taxonomy places the organism in Eukaryota, Metazoa, Chordata, Mammalia, Rodentia, Cricetidae.
AGUCACCAUCAUCGUCCUCAGCAUCGUGCUCUGGAGGCGGAGGGCCCAGAGGUCUCCGGACAGAGAACCCUCGAUUCCUCACUUCAAACCUGAAGUCCAGGUCUAUGAGAACAUCCACUUGGCCCACCUUGGGACACCGCAUGCGGUGCUAUGACUGUGGUGGUGGCCCCAGCAACUCCUGCAAGCAGACCGUGAUCACCUGUGGUGAGGGUGAGCGCUGCGGCUUCCUGGACCGCAAACCCAACCCAGGACAAGCCAAGCAACCCUCCGUGACCUUGGGUCAGCACCACCCCGCCUGUGUGGCCACCCAUCAUUGCAACCAAGUGGACAUAGAGUCAGUGGGAGGUGUGACUUUCACAACCCAAAAAAACUGCUGCUUCGGAGACCUGUGCAACGGCGCCGUGGUGAGCUCCGUGACCCCUCUCUGUAUCUUGGCGGCAGCUGUUACCACCCUGGCCUGGCUCUUGCCGUGACUAUAGAGCGAGCAGAUG